UUCUUCUUGGCGCUAACUUUUUUUCAAGGAAUGUACCAAAAAGUUUCCACUUUUGAAAAAAAUUUGGGCUAAUUUUGAGCUAUGACGUCAAUUAAACGUAAACCAUCUGGCAGUUUGACGAAAGGUUUAUGUUAGUGGUCAACGCAUUUUGUCAUAAGUCGUGUUUAUUAGAAAUUAGGUUAUAAUCGAAGCGAAUAAUAUAAUAUAAUAUAAAAAUGGCUCCAGUGGUCGAGGUUCAAAGUGAAGCGGUGGAGGAAAAAGAGACGGUAAAGGAGACACCGUCCAAAUUGACAAUUGGAAUUAUUUAUCCCCCUCCAGAAAUGAGAAAUAUUGUUGAUAAAACUGCAAGUUUCGUUGCAAGAAAUGGUCCGGAAUUUGAAGCACGUAUUCGUCAAAAUGAAAUUAACAACAAAAAAUUUAAUUUUCUAAACAGUGGUGAUCCUUACCAUGCAUAUUACCAGCAUAAAGUUAAAGAGUUCAAAGAAGGCAGAGCAGUUGCAGAACCUGCUGUUGCUCCUCAGCCUACUACCAAACCUACUGCGUCUGUUCCAAAACCUCCUGAGAUCGCUAAAAUUACAGAAUUGCCUGUUAUUCCCAAAGAACCACCUCCAGAAUUUGAGUUUAUUAAUGAUCCACCAUCAAUAUCAGCUCUUGAUCUGUUGCCAUAA
This is a messenger RNA of Centruroides sculpturatus (bark scorpion), 668 nucleotides long. RefSeq names its product splicing factor 3A subunit 1-like. Gene Ontology annotation, biological process: mRNA cis splicing, via spliceosome; regulation of alternative mRNA splicing, via spliceosome. The coding region runs from base 216 to 668 and encodes 150 amino acids. The transcript has 6 exons. The record is from RefSeq and is a predicted model, not a curated record. Gene Ontology annotation, molecular function: RNA binding. NCBI's taxonomy places the organism in Eukaryota, Metazoa, Arthropoda, Arachnida, Scorpiones, Buthidae. Gene Ontology annotation, cellular component: U2-type prespliceosome; catalytic step 2 spliceosome; U2 snRNP.